This is a messenger RNA of Diaporthe citri, 534 nucleotides long. RefSeq lists its product as uncharacterized. The record is from RefSeq and is a predicted model, not a curated record. NCBI's taxonomy places the organism in Eukaryota, Fungi, Ascomycota, Sordariomycetes, Diaporthales, Diaporthaceae. The transcript has 5 exons. The coding region runs from base 1 to 534 and encodes 177 amino acids.
AUGGCCAACCAACUCUCCCAAGAGGAGCUCGAGCACGAGGGGCAAUGCCUCUACCCGCCGCCCCCGGGUUAUGACCAGCGGGCAUUCUAUGCCACCCGCGACAUGCGGGCAACUCCUGCUGCGGCCGCCGCCACCGCUACCACCAUCGCCGCCAGCAGCAGCAGCAGCAACAACAGCAACAACAACAACAACGACGACGACCUUGCGGUCGCCCGGGCCGGCCCCGCCACAGCCGUGCCCAACGAGGCCAUCGACCCUCGUCUCCUCCCUCCUCCUCCUCCUCCUGCUGCUGCUAUCGCCGCCGCCGCCGCUCCCGCUCCUGCCCCUGCCGCCGCCGCUCCUGCCGCCGCCACCCAGCCGGCCCAACCUGCCCGUCGCCCCUGGACCGAGGCCGAGGUGGACGAGCUGAAGGCUCGCCGCAAAGCCGGCGAGAGCUUCGGCCAGAUCAGUCGGGCUCUGAGCAGGACCCACGCGGCCUGCGAGACCAAGGCCAAGAAGUUGGUCUACAAGAACGACCGGCGGCCCGGCCAAUGA